Messenger RNA from Acaromyces ingoldii, 5388 nucleotides. RefSeq lists its product as hypothetical. Bases 115 to 5325 code for a protein of 1736 amino acids. Gene Ontology annotation, molecular function: ABC-type transporter activity; ATP binding; ATP hydrolysis activity. Gene Ontology annotation, cellular component: membrane. Gene Ontology annotation, biological process: transmembrane transport. The transcript has a single exon. The record is from RefSeq and is a predicted model, not a curated record. NCBI's taxonomy places the organism in Eukaryota, Fungi, Basidiomycota, Exobasidiomycetes, Exobasidiales, Cryptobasidiaceae.
GACUGAGACUGAGCGUCAGGAGGCGACGACCAGGACACCCAAACACGGUGAGGGCCAAGUCGAUGUCUCCCUCGUCGCUGUUGCCUCUACCACCACAACAGACGAAAGCUGCACAUGUCGACGCUCACAUCGACGCUCAUAGGCGGCAUACAGGGAUGUGCCUGGCUGAUCUCAGCGGGCCUGCUCGCCCAUGACCACUACCGGCAGUCGCGACCUGUGCGCCUCGAUGCGGCCGCCGACAAGCUGCUCAAGACGGAGCGCGAGGCCAUCGCUGCCGCUGAGCGAACCGAUGGCCGGACCACCAAGAAGUACGAGGCUGACUUCAGACGGCGGCUACGAUUCUCAAGGUCAGCCAUCGUCUCGCUCUCGGUCCUCGUCGUGGCCCUGUGCGUGGCCAGGAUCGCCUUUGACGUGGCCUGGUCUGCAGAGGGCGUGUGGCGAGUGCUGACCCGGCACGCCGAGAUAUGGCCGAUUGCAACGAGGGCGCUCAUCUGGACCAAUGCCCUCUACCUGGCCUAUGCAUGUAUCCAGGGCCACCUGCAGCAGCAACAGCGCCAGCAACAACAACAACAACAACAACAACAACAUUGGCACUACGUCCUGCAUCUCGCUAGCCUCAUCUCGCUCGCAUUUACCUGCGAUGUCGUCCUCGCUGUGCUUCCCAAGGAGGGCGAGACACUGGCGCUGCUGGCCUCUCAGAUCCUCGACGUCGUUCUGUCCUUUGUCGCCGUCCUGGUCACCAUCAACAUUCCCAGCGGGCCCCGCCGUGUCGUCUCGCGACCAGGCGCACAGGCCGCCGACGAGACCGACGACCGGCUCGUGGCCGCCCUCGGGCCAAACGGCGCCACAUUGCUGUCCAGCAUCUGGUUCACUGGCGCCGUGCCCAUCGUCAUGCGGGCCUACCGCAAGGGCUACCUCGAUGGGACCGAUGCGCCUCCACUCGGCUCCGUCAUGGGCGCACAGGUCCUCUACCUCCGCUUCCGCAUCGCCUACGAAAAGUCGAUGAACAAGGUCAAGCUAGCAGCCACGCCGGAGCCACCGCGGGCACGACCCACAAAGGACGGCAGCAACAAGAAGAAAAAGGACAGCACAUGGCAGACGAUCAAGGGCAGCUGGCCCCUGGCACGCGCCGUCCUGAGCGCAAACAAGGGCCUCAUCAUCUACCUCGAGAUCCUCAGCGCCAUCAGCGGCGUCUCGUUCUAUGCGCCCUCGCUCGUCACCUUUCUCGUCGUCUCCUUUCUCGAGGAGCAGGAGCAGCAAGUGGCCGAGGGAAAGGCGCCCAUGUCCGGCCUCAUGCGUCUUCGCCACGGCCUGCCCUACUGCGUCCUCCUGGCCUCGGCCAUGCUCUUUACCAGUCUCGUCAUGGGCCAGGUCAUGUCCGUCGGGCUGGCCUGGCUGCGCACGAGGAUCCGGCUGCAGCUCCAGAGCGUCAUCUUUGCAAAGGCGCUCCGAAGAAAGGAUGCCGGGAGCGCAAAUGCGCCGGGCGAAGAGGGAGACACGGACGAGGACAAGAAGAGCCCCCUUGCGAAGGGGGCCGACGAAGACAAGAAAGAAGAAGAGGAGGACGACGAGGACGACACGUCGUUUGUCAGCAAGACGCAAGUCGUCAACCUCGCCUCGGUUGACACGGAGCGGGCCUCACAGCUCUUCUAUCUCGUCACCUUUGCCAUGGCACCCAUCGAGCUCAUCACUGGCGGGACCUUUGUGAUCAAGCUGCUGGGAUGGGGCGCGCUGCUGGGCUUUGCCGUGUCGCUCCUGAUCCAGCCCCUCAUCUUCCUCGUCGGCAAGGCCAUGGUCCGCUUCGAGGCGCAGCAGCAGGCUGUACGGGACCGCAAAGUGACGCUGCUCAACGAGAUCUUUGCUGCGAUCCGCAUGGUCAAGUUCAACGCGUGGGAGCACAAGAUGUCCGACCGGCUGCUCGAUGUGAGGGAGAAGGAGCUCAAGUGCGAGGCAAAGAUCUUUGUCGCCGACGUCAUCACCGACUUCUUCUUCGCGUCGAGUCCCACUGUCGUCAUUCUCGUCUCGUACGCCUGGUACACCAUUGUCCAGGGAAAGACGCUGACGCCCAGUGUCGCCUUUACAUCAUUGGCGGUGCUCGAGGAGAUGAGGUUCAGCCUCACGCAGAUCCCAGAGGCACUGGCAGAGUGUGCCCAAUCGCUCGUCUCCGUCCAGCGCAUCCAGCAGUACCUUCAAAGCGACGAAGUGGACGUUGUUCCGCCUUCUGCUUCAUCUCCAGCGUCGUCUUCUGCUGCAACAGCUGUCCACGAGCAAGUUUCGCCCAAGCUUCCCUCGAAUGGCCUCGGCAAGCAACCCGAUCACGACCAGGAUGAGGUAGCGCUGCGCCACGCAACAGUCGCAUGGCCUGUGCUCUCACAACCGGGAGAGAAUGCCUCUGGAGCAGGCAGUGUCCCUGUCGACGACGUAGAGGCUGGGCCAGCGGCGACGAGCAUGCCUCCGAGCCGAGCCGAGCCUGCCUUCCAGCUCCUCGACUUCGACGUCACGUUUGAAAGGGGUCAACUCAACGUCAUCGUCGGCAAGCUUGGCUCGGGAAAGACGCUGCUGCUUCGAGCCCUGUUGGGUGAGGCAGACAUCGUCUCGGGGCAGGCCAUCUGUCCACGAUCGAGGCCCGAUGCCAUUGAUGAUUCGCUCUUGUCCAGGAACGAGGGCCAGGGGGGCUUGUUCACGAAUCAGGGCUGGAUUAGGAGGGACCAGACGGCAUUUGUGCCGCAGACGGCAUUCCUGACGAACGCAUCGCUGCGAGACAACGUCCUCUUCGGCUUGCCGCUGUGGGAGCAGAGGUACAGGCAGACAAUUACUGCCUGUGGCCUCGACCCGGAUGUGGCCCUGCUGGAGGAUGGGGACGAGACGGAGAUUGGCGAGAGCGGCAUUGGCCUCAGCGGUGGGCAGAAGACGAGAGUCAGCUUGGCGAGGGCGGUGUACAGCCGAGGCGCGACGCUGAUCCUCGACGAUGUUCUGUCGGCCGUCGAUGCGCACACCGCCUCGCACAUCUACAACGAGCUGUUCCGGGGCCCACUGUGCGAGAAUCGAACGGUGGUUCUCGUCUCGCACCAGGUCCAGCUCGUCGCACCCGGCGCGGCACGCAUCGUUAUGGUCGACGAAGGAACCAAGCGCUUCGACGGCGACCCAAUGGCGUUUAUGAAGUCAGACUUGUACCACGGCUUGCUCGAGGAGCAGGAGGAAGAGGCCGACGAGAAGACGCAUGGAGCAAAGGGUGACAGCAGCGAGGGUCCGAGCGAGCCACCGAGUGGAUCCGCGACGCCUUCGACUGCGUCUCCGAAAUUGAAUGGAAAGAAGGAGCUGGAGCCGGAGACGUUGGAAGCUGCAGUGGCGGACGCCAAUGGCGACACAGCAACCUUGCCGAAAAAGACGCCGCGAAAGCUCGUCGAAGAGGAAAAGAGGGCCAAGGGAGGUGUUCUCCUCUCCAUCUACAAGACCUACCUCGAAGCGGCCGGCGGCAUGCCGUAUUUUGUCGUUCUGGUCGUUUCCUUUUGCGUAGCAGAGUCCUUCAUGGUCGUCGUCUCGCGCUGGCUGCAGUACUGGUCCUCGGACGCGACGAGGGCUGAGGGGCCCCAGCAUUCCAACGAGUGGUGGAUCUCGCGCUGGGCCAUCCUCUGGGUCAUCCAGCUGACUCUCCUCUCGUUCAAGACGGGCUUCCUCUACUACGGAUCACUAUCAGCCUCGCGGAAACUCUUCUCCGUCAUGCUCACCAGCGUGCUCAGAGCUCCGCUCCGCUUUCACGACACUGUCUCGCGUGGCCGGCUCUUGAACCGCUUUGGCCAGGACUUUGAAGAGGUCGACUCCAACAUUGCCCCCGCACUUGAGCGCUUUGGCGACCAAUUCCUCACCGUCGUCGUCAACGUCGUUGCCGUCACCUCGGGAGGCGGUGCCAAGUUUCUCAUCGUCUUUGCCGCCCUGAUGCCACUAUAUGUCGCCGUGGGGCAGGCGUACAUGCUCGCUGUGCGCGACCUUAAGCGGCUCCUCUCGACGACAAAGUCGCCUAUCCUCGGCCUCUUCUCCGACGUGGUCACAGGCGUGUCAGUCAUCCGGUCUUUUGGCGCGUCGCACUUCUUCUUCAAGACGCUCCUCGAUCGCCUCGAUGACAACGCCACAUUCAGCUUUUGGACAAACGAGCUGCGCUGGUGGUACGAGCAGAUGUUCAACACGAUCUCCUUUGGCCUCAUUCUCUCGGCCGCCAUCUUCAUCCUUCUCAACCCCAACGUUGGCGCAGCACAGGCCGGCUUCGUCUUCAGCUUCCUCAUCAACACGCACAUCUUCCUCCUCUUUCUCCUGCAGAGCUACACCGACACGGAGCAGAGGCUCAUCUCCGUCGAGCGCGUCGUCGAGUACAGCCAGCUCGAGGGCGAAGCAAAGGAGAUCAUCGAACCGAGACCCUCUGCCGACUGGCCAUCGCAGGGCCAGAUCGUUGUUCAGGAUCUGCGAGUGCGCUAUGCGCCCGAAUUGCCCGACGUCAUCAAGGGCGUGUCCUUUUCCAUCCCUCCCGGAUCAAAAGUGGGCAUCGUCGGACCGACGGGUUGCGGCAAGUCGACGAUGGCUUCCUCGUUCUUCCGCUUCGUCGAGGCAAGCGGCGGGAGCAUCUCUGUCGAUGGCGUCGACAUUGCCAGCGUGGGUCUGCAUGAUCUCCGCUCGAGGCUGCAGAUUGUACCGCAAGACCCCAUCAUUCUCUCGGGACCUCUGCGGGCCACGAUUGACGUCUUUGGAGAAUAUUCGGACGAGGCCAUCUUUGAGGCGCUGAGAGCUGUGCGCUUGCUCGACGAUGGGGGCAGUCACACACCGUCACGGGCUCCAACGCCUGGGCUCACUGUGCCUGGACUAGCCGAUGCAUCACACAAGCCGACGCUGAGUGUGAGCGGAACAGCGACGCCUCGAAGCACGGGACAGGGAGGCAACCGGAACGAGUUCCGAGACCUGAGCUACACCAUCACCGAGGGCGGCUCCAACCUGUCCAACGGCGAAAAGCAGCUCUUGUGCCUGGCUCGUGCUAUUCUGCGCAGGUCAAAGCUCAUCAUCUUUGAUGAAGCCACGAGCUCGGUCGACUAUGCCACCGACGAGCUCAUCACGGCCACGAUUCGGCGGUCAUUUGAGCAGUCGACCAUCCUGACCAUCGCCCAUCGCCUGCGUACCAUCAUCGACUUUGACCUCGUCAUUGUCAUGGACAAAGGCCAGGUCGUCGAGUUCGAUGCGCCCGCCAAGCUGCUCGAUGACGAGACGAGUCGCUUCUUCAAGCUUUGCAGGGCUUCGGGCAGAAGAGAAUUGGCACACCUUAAAAAGCUUGCAAAGAGAUAACGAGCUUUCAGAACACCGCUGUAGACUAUUGUUAGAUGAAGGACAUGAAACAAAUGCUGCGAU